AUGGUUUCAAAUCGGAAAAUAAGGGUGCUAGCUCUUGCAAUCGGUGCUGUCACGCUACUUUCUGUGCUUUUCUUCACAAAAGACUCGAGAGCAAAGAAGGUACUGGUGGUGGAGAAGACCGCUGGAAACACUCUCUUGGAAUCAGCAAAUAACGACAAGGUCGACGCGGCCAUAAACGCAGAAAUAUCCAAAUCAAAGGGUAAAGAAGAAGCAGAGAACAAUGGCGAGGUGGAGCAAACCGUCCAGGAAGAUAGCCCCUCCAAUGAAGAAUACGACCCAGCAAAGGACUACAGGCAGAUACGUGCAUUGGCGCCCAUGACAGUCUUUUCAAAAACAUACUGUCCAUUUUCCAAAGCAUUGAAACUGUUAUUACUGGAUUCCUAUGAUAUCGUGCCACCACCUAUAAUAGUUGAGCUUGACAAGGCAAAGCAUGGUAAAGAACUCCAAGAGUACUUGGCAGAGAUAACAGGCCGCAGGACAGUCCCUAACGUUCUAGUUGGCGCCUCGAACCCACAGAGUCGAGGCGGAGCUGAUGAUUUCCAGGAAAUGCACAAAAACGGAGAACUAGAAGCAUUCUUGAAUGCUUGGGGUGAGAAGGAGCUAGUGGUGAAGCGGAAAGAAAAGCCUUCCAAUGCGUAA
Candidozyma haemuli is the source of this 639-nucleotide messenger RNA. RefSeq names its product glutathione-disulfide reductase. Gene Ontology annotation, cellular component: cis-Golgi network; Golgi lumen; cytoplasm. Lineage: Eukaryota; Fungi; Ascomycota; Pichiomycetes; Serinales; Metschnikowiaceae. Gene Ontology annotation, biological process: cellular response to oxidative stress. Gene Ontology annotation, molecular function: glutathione disulfide oxidoreductase activity. The transcript has a single exon. The record is from RefSeq and is a predicted model, not a curated record. The coding region runs from base 1 to 639 and encodes 212 amino acids.